AUGGAUCUUAGAGAGACAGCCUGUGGUGGUCCAGAUGAUGCACCGAAAAGGAGACCACCUGUUGGAGCCGCGGUGAAGCAAUUUUUGUUGCUGGCUCUUGGUUCGAUGCUCGCCCCAAAGAUGUCACGACUUUGUGAUCUCGAUUAUGCAGAGUACAUGGUUGGAAGGGUGGAGGACAUUGCCACUUUUAAUUGUAGUGGUUUUGUUGCCCGUAAUCUGAAUCUUGGAGAUAUCCACUUCUUAAUGAUCCAUUUGCUAGAUUUCCUUAAUAUGAGAGGGUUUGCCACAAAAACCAUCCCGACCUGCAGCUAUUGGUUCGACCCAAGGGUGGAUAAGAACGUGUCAAGAGGGAUUGGGAAUCAGGGUCGAGCAGCUCGACUCCUUCUACUGAUUGGUGGGCGGAUGUUGACUUUGGAAACCCUUGAGGACGAUGAGCUUAAGUCAUUGGAGUCAUUGACUGAAAAAGUGAUGGAUGUAUGGGAAACAAGGCGGGAUAGUAUCUGGAGAGUCGUCAUUAUGCGCCAUCAAGGAAACAAUUGA
This is a messenger RNA of Linum trigynum, 540 nucleotides long. The record is from the annotation of a GenBank genome assembly. NCBI's taxonomy places the organism in Eukaryota, Viridiplantae, Streptophyta, Magnoliopsida, Malpighiales, Linaceae.